UGCACACUAUCCACCCCACAAUGCCCAACCCCAACUCCACUCUCAUAAUAACUGCCCUCUACCCACAAACUCCAUCUGUAACCAUCAACAUGUCCUACUACUUCUCAAUCCACACACCUGUAGCUACCAAGAACUGGAAACCCAAAGGUAUGACACAAGGUGCACGGUCUACGAAACAGCAACCGACCCGGAAUUUGCGGUUAAGGUGGUAACUGAGUGGAAGAGUAUGGAGGGCUGGGAAGUGGCGCAGAGGGAUGACGGGAUGAAGGGAAUCUCGGAGGAUGUGAAGAAUGUUACGAAUGGGAGCACAGUUUUUGUUGUAGGGGAGGUUGUUGGGUGAAGGUAGAACUAAUAAUGAUGGAAUGGGCAUUGAGAUUUAGUUUACAUGCGUUGUUGGAGGUUUGGAGGUUGGAUACAUAGCACGAUACAGC
Molecule: messenger RNA, 431 nt
Organism: Zopfia rhizophila CBS 207.26
Lineage: Eukaryota; Fungi; Ascomycota; Dothideomycetes; Zopfiaceae
Source: the annotation of a GenBank genome assembly